UAUGUCGUGAAUCACCCAUCCAGACGUUUAGUUGUGUCAAAAACUCUUUUAAUUAGUGACCAAAGCACGAGUCCUUCAUCUUUCUGAACGCUUCAGCAAUAAAUUCGAUAAUAUUAAUCUGCAAUUAAUCGCCAUGACACCAAAAGCAGCCUUCAACAGACCGUGUUCGAAAAACCAGUUAUAUGGUGCAAAUAGUGAUGAUCAACAUGGUUUCUCUUGAAAUCGUGCUCUAAUUUUCGCAAAACUUGACUCAGUUCUAGUGUAAAUCUUGUAAAUAAAAUGUCGGUAGUUGUAGAGUUGUAACACGAAAUGGAGUCCUUCAGGAAGUGGUUUUACAGACCCAAGAGAGAUGACAAAUCUUUGUUGGCACAAUUCUUCUUCGCCGACGAAGCCUUGAACAUCAUCGCCAGCGAGCUGGACAGCUUCGACGGCCGCAAGGACCCUGGAAGGUGCACCACGCUGGUCAACCAGCUGAGGCAGUCCCAAGACAAGGUCCUCACCAUCACCAACGCCAUCAUGGACGUGCUGAUCGGGGACGAAAGAGCCAACAGGGACUUUAGAGUCAAAUUUCCUGAAGACGUUCUGCAGGAAAACCUCGCCGGACAAUUGUGGUUUGGAGCAGAGUGCCUCGCCGCCGGCUCGUCAAUAAUGAACAAAGAAGCCGAAAGCACCGCCAUGCGCCCCCUCGCCAAAGCCGUAACCAAGAGCCUCGAGACCGUUCGCAACCUCCUCCGCGACACCUGCCUCCGCAACAACACCCCCAACGGCCCCAUCAAGCUCGACAGCAACGAGCUCGUCACCGAGAUGCUUCUCGAAAGCCUCAAGAUCUUCGACAAGCUCUUCGCCGAGUUCGAACUGGCGUACGUCAGCGCCAUGGUGCCCGUCAAGUCCAUGCAGGAGUACGAGCUGCAGGAACUCAUCGGCGUGCUUUUCUCCGAGACGCUGCAGCGCGCCCUCAAGAUGAAACUCCUCACCCAGGAGAUGGUAGACGACUGUGAUCCGGCUCUAAUGUUCACCAUACCGCGACUAGCUAUAGUAAGUGGCCUUCUGAUCUUCCCGAGCGGUCCGUUGUGCAUCGACAAGCCCAUGGAGGAAAUGAGCAACAUGUUUCGGCCGUUUAGGACUUUGUUGCAUAAGAUAAGGGAGCUGUUGUGGACUUUGAACAAGAGGGAGUUGUACAUGUUGGAGAAGUUGUUGUGCGAUAACGAGCAAAUCGGUGAUGUUAAAUCGGUGGAUGUGGACGUACAUUGUGACUUGGAUGACUUUAUUGAACAGUUUUACGGUGAUUGUCAUAAGGAGGACGCGGUUUAUUCGUCGAAUGAGAGUGUGGAGACGGCAACGGUGGAAGAAAAGACGUUCGAUCAUUAUGAGCCCGUUUCGGCGACUGUGGAUGUACCUUCAACCUCCGGAUACUUGAUCCCUAAUAGCAUAGCCCAUGAUAUAAUCGUAGCUUCGAUUGCUGACGCCCCGCAGAGUUCCGAUAGGGUGGACUCUCCACCGGAUCACGAUUCUCUAGAAGUUAUUUCUGUAGCGGCGGCCACUUUAUCCUCGAUUUUGACUGAAGAAAGAGACAAUAGUGCGAAGAACUCGCCCAAGAAUAAACCGAAGACGGACUUGGAGUCUCCCAACGAUUCGGGGAUUUGUACAGAGAACACGAGUCUGGAUAGGUCGCCCAGUUUGGAUUGUCAGUGCGCUGGAAAUGCGGCGUCUGUGGGUUGCAAGUGUGGUACUAGGGUAAGGAAUUCGCCGAGGCAUCACGUCAAAGGAAAGAAAAGUGGGGAGUACUCGCCCGGUACUAGCAAAUUGUUGCCGAAAAGUACGCUACCGCUGAGGAAGAGAAGCAAAAUUCCGAAACAGGUGGAAGGGCUGAUUGAUGAAGACUCGUCGAGCGUGGGCAGUUCGGACACGUCGUCGUUUAAUAGUAAUUGUGCGGACGAUGAGGAGAUCGCUCUGGCUAUGCAGGCGGCGCAGAUUGCUAGUCGGAAUGAAGUGCGAGCAAAGUAUAGAUCCAGCGAAGACCUCAUCCACCGCCUGUUCGUCUGCAUCGCCGGAGUGGCCGACCAGCUCCAGACAAACUUCGCCAGCGACCUGCGCAACAUCCUCAAGUCCGUAUUCCUGAUGAACACAUCCGACUCCAACGAAACCAGCAAAAACGUGGAAACUACCUCUCUAGAAGCAUCCUUAGAAUAUCGCCCAUCCGAAGACGACGUUAUCGAAAACAACGAAUUCUCGGUAGAUCCCAACAUCCUAGCCCAAGAAGCCCUCUUCGACACCAACGUCUACUUCCACCUAGAUUCCGAGAACGACACCGAAGACGAUUACUCCAACCACCCCCGGCACAACCAAGAGGAAGACCGCAGCAUAUCGUCGGACCUCGACCGGUACGCGUCCCUGCGCGAAGACCUGGCCAACCUGCACGUGAACGGCGAAAGCCAGGCCCACGCCGUGGAGAGGCCCCCCAUCUGGAUCCCGGACGUGGAGGCCCCCAAGUGCAUGAGUUGCGGCGUCAACUUCACGGUGGUGAAGCGGCGCCACCACUGCAGGAACUGCGGCAAGGUCUUCUGCGCCAGAUGCUCGUCGAACAGUGUUCCUUUGCCAAAAUUCGGACACCACAAGCCGGUCAGAGUGUGCAACAGGUGUUUCAUCUACAACCUGACGCCCUUUACUAUGUGAAUCCGUGUACUUAAAUUUUAUGAUUUAACGAGGCUUGUAUAGAGAGUACUUGAUAUUUUUAUGAUUAGGAGAUUUUAGCAGACGAGGGGUUAAAUCGGUAAGCUUCGUCGCUUCUAAUGCCGGUUUAAGUCAAGUUUCAAUUUUUGCCUUAUACUUGUAGGCUUAGGAGUUCGGCGGUACGCCGCAUUUCGCAUUUCUGAAUGUUCAACGACACGGUUUACUUAAAUUUUAUCUAAGUUACGAGAGGAGUUUGGAGUUAUGACUUAUCGAGUUGUGGUUUUAUUUUUAAGGAUGUGAGAUUAUUGGUUAGCGUCUUUAGUAAGUACAAAAAUUAAAAUAAAGUCUCAAUUUUUAAUUUAUUGUACUGAAAUAUUUUGUGAUAAAGUGUACAUUUUAUUUAUAAAUGGUUUGGGGAUUAUCCAUAUCUCUAAUAAAGAUUAUUUUCAACUGA
Molecule: messenger RNA, 3124 nt
Organism: Zophobas morio
Lineage: Eukaryota; Metazoa; Arthropoda; Insecta; Coleoptera; Tenebrionidae
Product: lateral signaling target protein 2 homolog
Exons: 4
Coding region: 310-2673 (787 amino acids)
Cellular component (GO): early endosome membrane
Molecular function (GO): metal ion binding
Source: RefSeq, a predicted model, not a curated record